AAAAAAAAAAAAACCAGAAAAAAAAAAAAAAAAAAAAAACAGAGCAAGCAUGGAUGAUGAACUACCCACGGUUUGUGUUCUUGAUGCUUCAACCUAUGUGGGUUUUUGGAUUCUCAAAGGACUCUUGAACAAAGGAUACACAGUUCAUGCAGCUACCCAGAAUAAAGGAGAUACAGAAAUUGGGAAGAAAAUUAAAGAAUUGGAGAAAGAGGAGGAAAGAUUAGUGGUGUUUAGUGUAGAUGUUUUGGAUUAUCAAAGCAUCUUAUUUGCGUUGAAGGGUUGCUCUGCUUUGUUCUGCUGUUUGGACAGCCCAGAUGGAUAUGAUGAUGAAAUGGUUGAUUUGGAAGUUAGAGGAGCAAUUAAUGUAGUGGAGGCAUGUGCACAGAGUUAUAGUAUAGACAAGAUUGUGUUUAGUUCUUCUUUAAAUGCAGCAAUUUGGAAAGAAAAUAUUGAUUCCCAGAAAGAUGUUGAUGAGAGGUCCUGGAGUGAUCAAGAAUUUUGCAAGAAACUAAAGUUGUGGCAUGCACUGGCAAAGACACAAGCAGAACAAGCAGCUUGGGCAUUAGCAAUGGACCGCAUGCUUAACAUGGUUUCAAUUAAUGCUGGACUAGUAAUGGGUCCUGCAGUGACCCAGCAAAACCCUGGAUCCACUGUCUCUUACCUCAAAGGAGCAGCACAAAUGUAUGAAAAUGGAGUGCUAGCCUUUGUGGAAGUGAAUUUCCUGGUUGAUGUUCAUAUUAGAGCUCUGGAGGAUCGCUCAACAUGUGGCCGAUACUUUUGCUUCAACCAGAUAGUUAAUACUGAGCAGGAAGCUGUCAAACUCGCACAAAGCUUGAGCCCUUUAAUUCCUUUACCGCCAAGAUAUGAAUACCAAGGAAGUGAAGUUCAUGCUGAACGGUUAACUAACAAGAAAUUAAACAAGCUGGUUGAGGGUACAGCCUAUUAGUAUAUUAAAGAAGACAUUGGAUUUAGAGUUUUUCUUAUAAAAUAAUAUUUUGGACGUGUAUAUUAUCCUUUUGGUCGGAAUUUUUUUUUAAAGCAGUAAUAGGGAGGUAGGUCUCCUCUAUCUUUCCUCUUAAAUAAAAUAAUCUUCUAAAUCGUAAAUAGUCAGUUCAAUAAUCAAAGAUGUUUAGUAA
Jatropha curcas is the source of this 1136-nucleotide messenger RNA. Its product is annotated as cinnamoyl-CoA reductase 1. Lineage: Eukaryota; Viridiplantae; Streptophyta; Magnoliopsida; Malpighiales; Euphorbiaceae. Gene Ontology annotation, biological process: steroid biosynthetic process. Gene Ontology annotation, molecular function: oxidoreductase activity, acting on the CH-OH group of donors, NAD or NADP as acceptor. The record is from RefSeq and is a predicted model, not a curated record.